This is a messenger RNA of Trypanosoma grayi, 474 nucleotides long. Its product is annotated as putative surface protease GP63. Gene Ontology annotation, cellular component: membrane; cytoplasm. Bases 1 to 474 code for a protein of 157 amino acids. Gene Ontology annotation, biological process: proteolysis; cell adhesion. Gene Ontology annotation, molecular function: metalloendopeptidase activity. NCBI's taxonomy places the organism in Eukaryota, Euglenozoa, Kinetoplastea, Trypanosomatida, Trypanosomatidae. The transcript has a single exon. The record is from RefSeq and is a predicted model, not a curated record.
AUGAACUUCCUCCCGGAGGAGAUCGUGGCGUCGAGGCAUUUUAUCCGCCGCGUCGCGCAUGAUAUUGCGCACGCGCUUGGGUUCAGCGUUGAAAGGAUGGCGGCCCUUGGCAUGGUGGCAACACGCGCGCUGUGCGGCCGUCCGGUCUACGUGAUAAAUACGACAAGAACCGUCGCUGUGGCGCGGAAGCACUACGGCUGCGCCCACAUCACAGGCGUGGUGCUUGACGGCGAUGCCGAUGACGGUGGGACGUCGCAUUGGAGAUGGCGCGACGCGAAGGACGAGUUAAUGAGUGCACACAGCAGUGGCGGCACCAGCAGCUUCGGUGCGUACUACACAGCGCUGACAAUGGCAAUUUUUGAGGAUAUGGGUGUGUAUCGCGCGCAAUGGGGGACAGAGGAGCCGAUGAAGUGGGGCCGCGAUGCCGGCUGCACCUUCCUCGAGCAUGAAUGCACGGAGCACAACGCCAUCUGA